Pan troglodytes (chimpanzee) is the source of this 2716-nucleotide messenger RNA. RefSeq names its product zinc finger protein 565 (gene ZNF565). Lineage: Eukaryota; Metazoa; Chordata; Mammalia; Primates; Hominidae. Gene Ontology annotation, biological process: regulation of transcription by RNA polymerase II. The record is from RefSeq and is a predicted model, not a curated record. The coding region runs from base 940 to 2535 and encodes 531 amino acids. Gene Ontology annotation, molecular function: DNA-binding transcription factor activity, RNA polymerase II-specific; RNA polymerase II cis-regulatory region sequence-specific DNA binding. Gene Ontology annotation, cellular component: transcription regulator complex; PcG protein complex; chromatin. The transcript has 6 exons.
GGCUAGGGCUAGCGCCACACACACACACACACGCACACACGGAGACGUGCGCGCACACCCACUUGUGCAGAGACACGCACACGCAGACACGUGCGCACAGAGACGCACACAGACACACGUGUGCACACAGGCAAACAGGCACGCGCAGAGACGCACACACAGACACGCGUGUGCACCACAGGCAAACAGACACGUGCAGAGACGCACACACAGGCACACGUGCGCACACACAGAGAUGCAAACACAGACACACGCGUGCACACAGUGACGCGCGCACAGAGAGACACACGCGCGCACACACACGUCUCCCCCGCGCCAGCUCCGGCUCUAGCAGCCUUGGGGUCCCCGCCCAGACCCGGGCUCCUGGCUCCCUCAACGACUGCAUCUCGCGGGGCGAUCCCGGUCGGGUUCCGCCUGAGCCAAGGCCCCGCACCCAAACCGCGACAGCGGAUCCAGUAGCCCGAGGCCCGCAGCUGGGCGAAGGAACCGGGACUCAAGAGUAGCCUCCGGCACCAAGCCCUCCAAGAAAAGCAGCCCGGGACCCCGACAACUGUGGACGGAGCCAGGGUGGGUCAUAGCUCGAGGCAUCGUCAACGGAGGGUCCUUAAGAGACCCUGAACCCAUUCACCCGGGCACCAGAGACUCUGCCAAAGCACCAAUUCGGGCAGGUGGUAGCCUCGAAGCUGGGAGGCUGCAUCUCAAGCCUCCUCCUAGAUGCGCGGUGGACCCUGGGAAAUGUAGUCCAGAGCAAGCCACCACCUAAAUGCGCCGUGGACCCUGGGAAAGGUGGUCCCUCGCAAGUCACCGCCUGGACGCAGUCUUUCCUGGAGAUGGAUCAACGUGCCUCCCAAGUCCUGGUGCCUCUCUAUCUGUGCAUCAUCUUCUCAGGCUUCUUCUAAAAUGGAGUACAAAGAACCAUAGCACAAAGGAGUUAAAUUCAUGAAGUGCCCAGAACCAUGGCUGCCAUAUGGACUCUGCACUUGUCCAAGAGAAGAAUCCAGAGAAAUCAGAGCAGGUCAAAUAGUUCUAAAAGCCAUGGCCCAGGGACUGGUGACAUUCAGGGACGUGGCCAUAGAGUUCUCUCUGGAAGAAUGGAAGUGCCUGGAACCUGCUCAGAGGGACUUGUACAGGGAGGUGACUCUGGAGAACUUUGGUCACUUGGCCUCACUAGGACUCUCCAUUUCUAAGCCUGAUGUCGUCUCCUUAUUGGAGCAAGGGAAAGAGCCCUGGAUGAUUGCAAAUGAUGUGACAGGACCAUGGUGCCCAGACUUGGAGUCCAGGUGUGAGAAAUUUCUACAAAAAGACAUUUUUGAAAUCGGGGCAUUCAACUGGGAGAUAAUGGAAAGCCUUAAAUGCAGUGACCUGGAGGGCUCCGAUUUUAGAGCUGACUGGGAAUGCGAAGGCCAGUUUGAGAGACAAGUCAAUGAAGAGUGCUAUUUUAAGCAAGUGAACGUCACCUAUGGACAUAUGCCCGUGUUCCAGCAUCACACGUCUCACACUGUACGUCAGAGCAGGGAGACUGGUGAGAAACUGAUGGAAUGUCAUGAAUGUGGGAAAGCAUUUAGCCGUGGCUCACACCUUAUUCAACAUCAGAAAACUCACACUGGUGAAAAACCCUUCGGAUGUAAGGAAUGUGGGAAGGCCUUCAGCCGUGCCUCACACCUUGUUCAGCAUCAGAGAAUUCACACGGGUGAGAAACCUUAUGACUGUAAGGACUGUGGGAAGGCCUUUGGUCGUACAUCAGAACUUAUUCUACAUCAGAGACUUCAUACUGGUGUCAAACCUUAUGAAUGUAAAGAAUGUGGGAAGACCUUUAGGCAGCAUUCACAGCUGAUUCUGCAUCAAAGAACUCACACAGGCGAGAAACCCUACGUAUGUAAAGACUGUGGCAAGGCUUUCAUUCGUGGCUCCCAACUCACUGUGCAUCGGAGAAUCCACACGGGGGCCAGACCCUAUGAGUGUAAAGAAUGCGGGAAAGCCUUUAGACAGCACUCACAGCUGACUGUACACCAGCGAAUCCACACUGGUGAGAAACCCUACGAGUGUAAGGAAUGCGGAAAGGGCUUUAUUCACAGCUCAGAAGUUACUCGACAUCAAAGAAUUCAUUCUGGGGAGAAACCCUAUGAGUGUAAGGAAUGUGGGAAGGCCUUCAGACAGCACGCACAGCUCACACGACAUCAGAGAGUCCAUACUGGCGACAGACCCUAUGAAUGUAAGGACUGCGGGAAGGCAUUUAGUCGUAGCUCAUACCUCAUUCAACAUCAAAGAAUUCAUACAGGUGACAAACCCUACGAAUGUAAGGAAUGUGGGAAGGCCUUUAUUCGUGUUUCACAACUGACUCAUCAUCAGCGAAUUCACACUUGUGAGAAACCCUAUGAAUGCAGGGAGUGUGGAAUGGCCUUUAUUCGUAGUUCACAACUUACCGAACAUCAGAGAAUUCAUCCUGGUAUCAAACCUUACGAAUGUAGAGAGUGUGGGCAGGCAUUUAUUCUUGGCUCACAACUCAUUGAACACUACAGAAUUCAUACUGGUUAGAAAGCCUUGAGUGUAAGGGAUAAAGAUAAGCCUUUAUGUGGAGUUCACAUCUGGCUCAGUACUAGGUAAUUUUUAAUGUAGUGUAAUUAAUGUCAGAAAACACCUGUCACUUUCAUCAUAGAACAUCAGAAAACCCACACCCAAAGAAAAUUAAAUAAAUGUGGGAAUUCUUUUUGCCUCA